Messenger RNA from Rhododendron vialii, 2136 nucleotides. RefSeq lists its product as uncharacterized. Gene Ontology annotation, molecular function: protein binding. The record is from RefSeq and is a predicted model, not a curated record. Bases 817 to 1941 code for a protein of 374 amino acids. NCBI's taxonomy places the organism in Eukaryota, Viridiplantae, Streptophyta, Magnoliopsida, Ericales, Ericaceae. The transcript is spliced from 2 exons.
UCGAAUUAGGAAGAUGCAUUCACCGUACGUAUGAUAGCACUCUUUUGUAUUAUAUAUGUGAAGCAUCCAACGGUAUCUAUCUACCUAUAUAUAUACAUACUUACGUAAUGGGCCAGUGAUGCACUUGUGCAAAGAUAAUGGCUACACCCAGAUAUAUCGCAUUGAAAAAGCUUGGGAGAGAUAUACAGGGAGAAGAGAGUGGGGGGGAAAGGGAGAGCGGGGGGGAGAGAGAAUAUGGAGAGAGAAACAGGCGAACUCCCGAUGACGAGAGUGGGAGAGGAGUUUUGGAUGGAGAGAACGAGACACCAUGGAUUGCGAGAAUGAGAGAGUACACGACGAGAAGAGAGAAUAAGGAGAAAGAGGGAGAGAGCACGCGAGCGAGAGAGAGGGAGGAGAGGAAUGGAGAGAGCGAAGAAGAGAUAAGAGUGAGGAUGGAGAGAGAUAGAGAGACAUGGAAGGACAGAACAGAGGAAUGGCUUUGUGAUGCAGCAAUGAGAGGGGAUGUUGAAUCACUAAAGGAAAUAAUGAAAAUAGAUGGUUACAUUCUGGAUAAAGUUUUGGUGGGAAGUUUCAAAGGAAAAAAUCCUCUUCACAUAGCUACAUCAACAGGGCAGAAAGAGUUUGUUCUAGAACUUUUGGAGUAUAAACAAGAUCUUGCUAAAGCUGUAGACAUGGAACUAGGCACUGCUCUUCACAUAGCAUCCUCUAAGGGGUAUCUAGAGAUUGUGGAACUUUUAUUGGAAGUUAGCCCUGAGAUGUGCACGGCUCGUGAUCGAGAAGGUAAUAACUCUCUUCAUAUCGCUGCCAUGAAAGGUAAUGUUGAAAGGUAAUGUUGAAGUAUUAAAGCUGUUGCUUCGAACCAACCCCCACUCAGCUCGAGUUAUUGUGGAUCAAGGUGACAAUAUUUUGCACUUGUGUGUAAACUAUAAUCAGCUUGCAAGUUUGAAACUAGUGCUAGACAAGGUGCGAGACAAGACUGGAGAUGAAAAGUUUGUCAAUUCUACUGAUAAAAAUGGCAACAACAUAUUGCAUCUCGCAGUUUUUGGUAAACGAUGUGAGAUUAUCAAAUAUUUGCUGCUGGAGCGACCGAAAGAAAAAAAAGGUGUCGAAGAGCUUGGCCAAAAAAUGGAUGUGAAUGCAAGAAAUGGAAGUGGGUGGACGGCGUUGGAUAUUCAUUCCCGAAUAGCAAAGAGUGAUGAUAACAUUAGUGAGUAUCGUGAUAUCAAAAGCGUCCUACGUGAAUCUGGGGCUAAAAAGUCCUACAAACUUUUUUUUCCAUUUGAUCCUUCUUGGCAGAAGAAGAAAAAGGAUACAUUAAUGAUUGUAUCAUCGCUGAUGGCAACGAUGUCAUUUCAAGUUGGGAUCAACCCUCCUGGAGGUGUUUGGCAAGAGACAUCAGAAGGACACGAAGCUGGAAAAGCUGUAAUUGCUUAUACCAAUUCCAAAUCGUAUCCGUACUUGGUGUAUUUCAACACGAUAGGAUUCCUUCUGUCUUUGACUACAAUCUUAGAGCUCAUUGUUGUUUUGCCAACGCAAAAAAGGGCUUUUGGGAUUAUUCGAGCUGGAAUCUCGUGGUUGACGAUCAUGAUCAUGGCAUUCACUUAUACAUUUUCCGUCACUGUUCUCGCUCCCACGGAGAUGUAUAAGUCCGUAUACCUUGUCAUUUUGGCUACUGUUGCUGUCUGGGCCGUUGGGAUAACAUUUUUCCGCGUAGCAACACAAGAGGUUCAAUUGAUACUACUUAGCCUGCCACUAUCUCUGCCAGUAAUACUAGCUUUAGCUUUGCCUGCAAUUUUAUAUGGAUGUUACAGUGGAGCGGCCGAAUAUUUUUGUCCAACUGAGCCCAUUGAAAGUACUGUCCAGUCGACUGGAGAUACGGCCUCACCACCAAAUCCAACUGCAGCUAGCCAGAACGAGACGAGUGUUUCGAUCCCGGAGUAAUUAUUCAAUGGCCUUUGGCAGUGCCAAGUCACCACGUGUUGGUGCCCUAAAAGCACUCAAUAGUUGUUCUUCGAUCAUGCAAUGCCUUGAGUUUUUUAUUAUUUUUGCUUGUCCUCGUUGUGUUUGUACUUUGUGGUUAUGCUACAAAUUUAAGUUACUUGUGUCGUGCAUCUAAUAAGAUUUGUGGUAUUAAUA